Messenger RNA from Magnolia sinica, 634 nucleotides. Its product is annotated as universal stress protein A-like protein. Bases 41 to 535 code for a protein of 164 amino acids. Lineage: Eukaryota; Viridiplantae; Streptophyta; Magnoliopsida; Magnoliales; Magnoliaceae. The record is from RefSeq and is a predicted model, not a curated record. The transcript has 4 exons.
AAUUCAUUCACGCUUGAGAGAGAGAGAGAGAGAGAGAGAGAUGGGAAGCAAUCGGACGGUUGGGAUUGCGAUGGACUACUCACCGAGCAGCAAAUCGGCGCUCAAGUGGACCGUCGACAAUCUGGUGGACGGUGGAGAUCGCAUCAUCCUAAUCCACGUGCAGUCUGGCAAAUCGGACCAUGCACAAAAGAAGUUAUGGGAAGAGACAGGAUCACCUUUAAUUCCUCUGGAAGAGUUUAAAGAAAUGAAUUUAUCAAGGCAAUAUGGGCUGACACCUGAUGCUGAGGUUCUAGAUGUUCUAGAUACAGUUUCCAGGACAAAAGGGGUGAAGGUGGUGUCCAAGAUAUAUUGGGGUGAUCCAAGGGAUAAGAUUUGUGAUGCUGUUGAAGACCUUAAGGUAGACUCGCUUGUGCUUGGGAGCAGAGGUUUGGGCGUGAUCAAAAGGGUUUUGCUGGGGAGUGUUAGCAACUAUGUUGUGACAAAUGCGACGUGUCCUGUAACAGUUGUAAAGGGGGCGGUCAUGUCCAAACCCUAACUUAAUUAUCUUGUACUACUUCUCUGGUAUUGAGAGGGAAGUAAUCUUGACGGUUUAUCAAACCUGGUGUUGCGUAUGUAUGAACUUCUUCUGGUGUCC